AUGAACACUGAGAAAUCAGUUGAAGAUUUCAAAAAAGCUGUGGAAUUAAAUCCUGAAUUUGUUUUGUCUAUUGUUCAGUGUUAUUUUGCUCAGUACCAUCAUGCCAGAAGAGUAUCAAAUGAAUUGGAUGUUGCAAAAUUCUUGGGAAAAUUGAAUGGAUUUGUGAAUAAAUACCCAGAUAUUGCUGAUGGUUUUAGACUAUACGCCUUGGUAAAAUAAUAUAUUAUGAAAUAGUGUAGUUUUUACAACUAAAAUGUAUGCAUUUUUGUAUAUAUAGGCUCUGUCAGAAAAAGGAUCUUUUGUAGAAGCAGAUUUAUUGUUAAAAAAAGCGCAUGAAAUUCAUCCAGACAACGUCACUUUUCUAGUACUUAGAG
Messenger RNA from Cinara cedri, 374 nucleotides. The record is from the annotation of a GenBank genome assembly. Lineage: Eukaryota; Metazoa; Arthropoda; Insecta; Hemiptera; Aphididae.